Messenger RNA from Glycine soja, 1699 nucleotides. RefSeq names its product protein AMN1 homolog. Bases 303 to 1358 code for a protein of 351 amino acids. The transcript is spliced from 6 exons. Lineage: Eukaryota; Viridiplantae; Streptophyta; Magnoliopsida; Fabales; Fabaceae. The record is from RefSeq and is a predicted model, not a curated record.
ACAAAAUUUUGUUUAUCUUUCCACCGAAUUUCAUUACAUUAGUGAGGGUUCUUCCUUCUUCUCAUGAAUAUGGACGGGAGGAUUAUGAAAAAAAAUAAAAUCUUAAGAUUGUUAGUACACAAAACGAUCUUGAGCAAAAAAGAAUACUAGGACACAAAAUAAAGUAAAGUCGGCUUCGUUUAUUUCAGAACACGAGAGAAAGGGAGAGAGAAAGUUGAUAAAACCGUCAAAUUUGAUUCCUCUGAAUUGAGGUAUUGUGUAAGGGCACUUUCUGUUACAUCGUUUUUUCAUUUUGAUUUUGGAUGGAUAAAGGUAAAGGUGCCAAGGCAUUAGCGACCUCUUUGCAAAACCUCGAUUUGAAUCCUCCAUCCAACAUCAAGUCCAAGUCUUCCAUUACAAUCGCCCACCCUCAAUUCCCCGGAUUACUGCCUAAGAAGGCAAAGCCUCUGAGUUUAGUCAGCCUUUGUGUUGGAGUUCUUGGAAGACAUUUGGAGGAUAUUAUUGCAGAUUUGAGUGAAAUUGCUAUCAACUUGCCAGCUGAUAUAAAGAUAGCAGUGGCAGCUAUUGCUAGAAGAAGAAAAUUGCUGAAUGAUGAUGUCCUGAUCGCAUUAGCUGAUACUUCCUGGGAAAUCCUUGAUGUCUCCGGCUCAGAUGUCUCUGAUUUUGGCUUAAUAAAAGCAGCUGAAGUAUGUAGAUUCAUUAAAGCUCUAGAUAUAAGCCGGUGCACCAAAAUUACUGCUAAUGGUAUAUCUGAGCUUGUGAAGCACUGCCAUUUAUUGGAGACAUUGAGAUGCGGAGGGUGUCCAAGGAGUGACAACACUGCACGGAGAUGCUUAGGCAUAUUUAAACCAAAGUUUGAUGAUUAUGUGGAGGAGGAUUCCUGGGAGGAGCUUGAUACGAAAGAAAUUGCCAGUGGUGCACAAUCACUCAGGUGGCUAGUAUGGCCAAACAUUGAUAAAAAUUCUUUAGAGGACUUUUCCACCGAGUGCCCACGUGUUGUGGUAAAUCCCAAGUCAUCACCCUUUGGGUUUAAGGGAACUGAGGUUCCUCAGGAAGCAUUACAAAAUAUCCUAUUGGAUGAUGAAGUUGUCAAGGACAUUGAUCCCAGAACAUGGACAAUGCAUGGGUUUGCAUUGAAGCCCAUGUCUCCAUCUUUAAGUUCCACUGAAUUAUCAGUAGCUGAAAAAUUCAGACUUGCAUUUGUGGAAAGGGACAACCGAUUAGCUCCGAAGCGAGCUAAAAAUGCUCGGCAACAUCAGCGCCGUGCAGUGCGGGAAUUGAUGCUGAUCAGCACAAGAGCCAAGGCAAUGGUCUUAGCCUCACAAGUGAGCAAGUCCCUUCAUGGCCGAAGCUCAUAGAAUUCUCACAUCACAUGCAUUUUUCAGUUGCCUCAAAAUGUACUACUAACUUCUUCUGUACUGUAUAUAGUAAGAAGUUGUUGGUCACACAGAUUUUGAAUCUUAAGAUAUCUCCUUUGACAAGUCAGAAAGAUCAGAGCUUUCAAUUUUUGCCUUGUUUGAGGUUCUGACCAAGUGAAGCGGGGUUAUUCCUCUGUCAAAAUCAAAACUGCUUAUAAUGGACCGUUAUGAGAAUGGUUGAUGAGAAAAAGAAGAACACGGCAAUUUACACCCUGUGUGAAAUAUCUCAAACCGUUUCCAAUAUAAUUUUUCUAAUGCAAAAGUUUUGGCUGCAACUUAAA